AGCUCUGACUGAACGGAACGGGCUGUGUUAGUGUGCGCUGGUCUCUCGGAGGAGGAGGGCCGUUCGUGCGGCUUUCUCCGCCAACAUGGCGCUCGCUCACAGGCCCAGCCGUUGUUUUGUUUGGUUUUGUGCGGGGACCGUGUUGGUUUUAAGUUAUGCCAUAGCUCCGUCCUCGGGCUUGGGGCCUUCAGGGCCCCAGCAAGCCCUUCCCAACGUUAUGCCUUACCGUGAAAUAGAAUAUAGCCCUCCUGUGCUGAACAAUAAUUAUAGGGCACCCGUGCGUUUCGAUGCGAAAGGAAUGGGAAACCUCUACAACUUCACAAAACUGUUCAUGAGGAUUAUCCAGCGCGAGGAGCCUUACCCUCAAGGCCUGGUGCGGGUGGAGGACGGCCGGCUGGAGGUGGGCCCCGUGGAGUGGCACUCCCUGGUGGCCUACUACGGCGGCCUGCUCGGCGUGGUGCUGGUGGGCCUGGUGCUUGUCGCAGUUCUGCCCGUGGCCGGGCUCAUGUUCUGCUGCUGCCGCUGCACGGGACGCUGCGGUGCCCGCUCCCAGCCGUUCGACAAGCGCCACGACCCUUGUCGCCGACACUUCUUCGGCGUCCUGCUGUCGGCUAUCGCCAUCGCCCUCCUGUUUGGUGUCGUUUGCGCCUUUGUUACAAACGAAUACAUGGAGAAGGGGGUACGAGAGCUUCCCAACAAGACAAGUAUCAUCAUCGACGACACUCGCCUCUUCCUGCAAAACACCCAAAAAGAAAUAAACCACCUUCUCAUUGAUAACUAUAAAGAACUGUCAACUGCGCUGGACAAGAGUUUAGAUAGCAGCGGCGAGAAAAUGAACCGGCAGCUUGCUGAAAUAUCCCAUGCAACAUCUUUGGAUAACCUGACUCAACUUGUUGCUGGUUUGGGUAACAUCAAAGCAGAUUUAGCAGAAGUAAGCAGUAUUACAGACCAGCUGAAAUCGAGCGCCCGUAUCCUGAAGAAAGGUUUAAUGAGAGUCAAGAACUCCUUAAUUGAUAUCUCUGCAAGAUGCAAGCGCAUUGCGCAGUGCAAUGGAGUAAUUAAUGAAUACAGUCAACAGAUUGAUCAGAUAGCUAUUAAGGAGCAAUUUGAUGAUAUGCUUGACAAGUAUUUUCCUAAGUUACCAAAUAUAACUGAGAGCCUGCAGGCUGUGUCUGGUCUAGUGUCAGAAGAAGUUAAACGUGAAUUAACAAAUGGCAAAAGACAGUUAGACAAUGUACAAAGAGAAAUUCAAAGAACGGUUGAUAAUGCCAUCCCUACUAUUUCAACAUCUAUUGCUAAGACAGGUGAUGAUGUUGGCCGAAUUGCGAGAGAAAUUACAAAGUACCUUGACAAUGCUGAUCAAGCUGUUUUCCGGAAUACAGAAGUUCCUCUUGAUCAGGCAAAGUUCUAUAUUCAACAGUUUAGUCCAUACAGAUAUGAUAUGGAUCUAUCCGUGAGUUGCAUGCUGUUAUUGAUUCUUGUUCCAAUCACACUUGGUCUGUUUUGUGGCUUUUGUGGAAAACGACCAGAUGCUGCCUAUAAUGAUGAUAGCUGCACUAAGGGUUCUGGAGCUCGGCUGCUCAUGAUUGCUGUGUGGCUUAUUCUCUUACUAAGUUCAUUUAUCAUCAUUAUUGUUCUAAUGCAUUUUGCCCUUGGCGUUGUUGCCCAACGCACUGUAUGUGAGCCACUUCGUGAACCCCAGUACAACCAAAUAUUUUCAUUAGUGGAUCAGGUAAUACCUUUGGAGAAGAUUCUUCAAGUUCAGGUACUUGAUAAUCAUCGUCGUGGUCGUCAUCGACGUAUGCAACCUGCACACACCAGCAUAAGCUCUGUGAUUGUUGCCUGCCACCAAAAUCGCACAAUUUAUGAUGUACUAAAUCUUGAGUCGAGAGUCAAUGUCAGUGAAGUUUUAACCUUUGCAAAUAAUCGAAAUCUACAAGAAGCACUUGAUGCCAUAAGAGAUCGUCUAAAUGUUGAAGGUGAAAUUGUUAUCCUGCCUGACCAAGCCAAACGGAAGCUGGCUGAACUUGCAGAAUCAUCACCCACCAUACCUUUUGAUACCUACACUGAAGUGCUUGGCCAGAAAAUAACAGAGUUGAACUUCACAGACUUUGCUAAUGUGUUACAAACUGUUGCCAGCAGAAUAGAUGAUAUUUCUAUACAAGAUGAACUAAAAGUUGAAGCGAAAAGCCUCAUCCAUUACCAGCGAGAUAUUGAGGAGCUCGCAGUGUUUGCUCAUAAUUUAAGUGAGAAAGUGAAAGAACUCAAGGAUCAUCUGAAUAUAAAUCAUAAUUCAUUAAAAGACGCUAUUUAUGGACUCAUGAAUGAAGUUAUUAAAGCUCAAGAUUACUUGAAUAAGGAUGGGCCUCAAAAACUGCUGGAGAUAGCACAACAGUUUGCUGAUGAAUUUUUGAGCCAUGUCAGACACUAUAUGCAGCGUGUUGUUGACCAUACCCAUUCAGAAGUAGGAAAGUGUUGGCCUUUAAGUCGUGUUUACAAUGCAACAUUGAUUGCGACUUGUGAUGAAAUUCUUAACCCAUUUAAUGGAUUUUGGGCUAGUGUAGGCUGGUGCCUGCUCCUCUUCAUUCCUUCAAUCAUACUAUCAGUGAAGCUUGCUACACUGUACCAAAAAUCAGACCCUUAUCCUGGGCCUCUUGUUGAAGCGGAGUACAUGUAUGAUGCAUAUGCUGACAGAGACAACAUUCCCCUUGCCAAUGUUCACGAUAAAAAGCGCAAGAAAACCAAGCAGAGCAGAGGAAGAAAUUACCAAGAGACAUAUGAUAAUUCGAGUGGGGGUGCUGGUUAUCUCCAAGAUUAUAGUGCGCAUCUAGGCAGAGCAGAACGUGAUCGAGCACGGACUGACCCCGAAAGACCUGGACACUCUCAGGGAGGACAACGCUAUUCAGAUAUGGCACCAAAGCACUGGGACUUCCCAAACAAUGGGCCACCACGCUACCAUAGCCCACAUACGUCUCACACUCCUCCAAUGUCCACCGAGUAUGAGCGGCCCCCUCCUUACUAUUUCCCUGGCCCAGGUGAAAGCCGCCCUUGAAGAAUGUUUGCAUUUGACUGCCUCUCUUCUGCUGUGAUUAGCUGCUAUUUCCACCUGUCUUAGCAGCAUGUCUUUUUCUUGGUAUGAUAUUGGAAAGAUUCUGCGGAGAAUUAAAAAAAUUGCUAUUCCAUGCCAGCAUUCAUCGACUUGAAGUCCUUUACUUUGGUACUGACAAGCAGUAUCACAAAUGUACUGUAUGUUUCUUGGUGCCCUUUUUAUUUUGUGAUUCUAAUGCUUAUCUUGAAAGAUGAAGCUAUAAUUCGCCAUUUACUGCCAAUUACUGCCUUGUUACAUUCCUGAACUCAGCCCAAUCCUUGGCUCCUUUUUUCCUUUUUUCCUUCCCUCUAAGAAAAUACCAAUUUUCUCAAUUUCUUCGUGUGUAUUUAUGUUUGACUUUCCUGAGCUUUUUUUAAUAUGAUUAGCCAUGGAGAACUUCUUGUUCCUUCUUUCACAUCACCUUUUUAUAUAAGAAGUUUGCAUCACUAAAAUUACCACUUACCUAUAUGUAUCAGUGUUCAAUUAUAUUUGACCUCUUUUAUUUUUUUUACUACCAGAGGAUGGGCUGAGAGGGGACCAAAUGACUUAAGUUGCAUGCUCUGAACCUUUCUUUUUGUUCCUUGUUAUAAGACUUACUUUUUCUUUAUGAUGAUCAAUUAUUUCUUUUGUUUUAUUAUAAAUUUAUUUAAAUUAGUCAUAUAAUGUGUUAUGUAUGAUGGUUAUUUAAGCUUUACUUCUGUGAUGCCAUGUCUCACAUAAUGGGCAUUUAAAAUAUGUAAUUCAAUGCCCUUUUUUUUAUGUUUGUUGAAUCUCUUGCCAUAGAUAUUAUUUGGGUACCAGUAGGAAUUUUUUUUCAUCUCUUGUAGUAGACAUGGAUUGCACUCCAGAGAGGUUGUGCUGGUGUUAACUUUUUAUUUUUGCUGUGAUUAGUCAUUUUAUUGAAAAGUGACAUUAAUUACAUCGGUGUGUCCAUGUAGUAUUAUUAACUCACAUGACUGUACAAAGCCAUGAAUGAUAGUGUAAAUAUGUUUAGUGUAAAUUACAUAAAUAUUUUAAGAAAAUUGUGUAUCUAAAGAUGCCUUAAAUUUUUAAAUAGUAAGGUUUUACUGCAAUUUUGUUGUUGACUUAAUGGGCGUUUAGAUUUACGUGAGGGAAAGACAUAAAAUUUCUCAGCCUCAAUUUAACAUGUUUCUUUACUCUGAUUCCAAUGCAUCAUGAAUUCUGUUCUAUUUAUCAUUCCACAAGACAAAAAAUGUCUUCAAUACCUCUGACUUAUAUUUUUCUCAUACUGUGUUUUGAAAUAAUUUUCUACAUAAGUGGUAUUACAAAUUUUAAGUUAUCACCAUAAAUUAGGACAACUGGUGAGUACAUCAGUUCUACCUCCCAGGUAUUUAGGCAUUGGAAGCAAAUCAGUUGUUUAUCACUUUAGGAUUGUUGCUAUCUUAUGUUCCCACAGGAAGCUCCCAGGUCUAGUUGGCCAGAUGUAAGCCAUAAUUUUAGCUUUAGUGGAGAAUUCAAGUUGACUUCUGUGGAGGAAUAGGAAUAAAUUACAUGUAUGAUGAGUGCAAAUUAAGAUAAGCAGAAGCCUGGAUAACUUCCAAGUAUAUUUUUGGUGACAAACAUCAGUAAGGGAAAGAUUUUAAUGAGAAUAUUUUUCACCCUCGAUCUAUUUAUGUAUAUUAGCCAUGUUCCAAAGGUUGUUUAAAUAUGAUGUGAAAGACACACAAGUCCUGUAUGCACUCUCUGAAAAAAAAUUAUUAAAAAAUAGAUCAGUGACCUCCAA
Messenger RNA from Frankliniella occidentalis (western flower thrips), 4832 nucleotides. Its product is annotated as prominin-like protein. The coding region runs from base 86 to 3052 and encodes 988 amino acids. The record is from RefSeq and is a predicted model, not a curated record. The transcript has 19 exons. Lineage: Eukaryota; Metazoa; Arthropoda; Insecta; Thysanoptera; Thripidae. Gene Ontology annotation, cellular component: membrane.